CGGAAUAGAGAUAAUCUACUUAACCCAUUUUCUUUAUUAUGACGGAGAAAAAAAAGAAAGCACGGAAGCAAAUUUGUACAUGGAUUCCUAUUGAACUUGUUGCUACAACUAUCAUUGUUAUCAUCACUUUAACAGCUCUUCGCAGCACCACCGCCAAGAUUGCUUUUGUGGGUGUUAUAGCUGAUGUCUUCAAUGUUAUUAUGUAUGCAUCACCUACUCUUGCAGUGAAAAAAGUGAUUGAAACAAAGAGUGUGCAAUACAUGCCGUUUUGGUUGUCUUUUGCUGGGUUCAUCAACGCUAUCGUUUGGACCGCAUAUUCACUCAUCCACAAAAUAGACCUCUACAUUUUGAUUAGCAAUGGUAUUGGCUCACUCUGGGGUUUAACUCAACUGAUCAUCUAUGCAAUCUACUGCAAGUCAACACCAAAAUCUGAAGAAUCCGACAAGAAGCAGCAACAACAGCAGGAAAUCCAGCUCUCCGAGGUCUAAACCUAGAAUCCCCUUUAAAUUCUCUCCAGCUCUUUCUUCUUUCUCUUCUUUGUAAGCAUCUAAUCUCAAGAUUGUAGAGCUUUAUUCUUUUCCUUUCUCUCAUAGGCACUUUAGUGCAAUAGUUUUUCUUUUUCACUUAAUUGUGUUCAUUGCAUAGUUAAGUACAUACCUGAAUUCAUAUCGAUGGUAUAAUUAUUCGUACUU
Molecule: messenger RNA, 692 nt
Organism: Carica papaya (papaya)
Lineage: Eukaryota; Viridiplantae; Streptophyta; Magnoliopsida; Brassicales; Caricaceae
Source: RefSeq, a predicted model, not a curated record